UAAAUAAACCCAGCGAAAUGGACCUCCCCUGUUGACUCAUCCUCCUCUUCUCUCGCUGUCGCUGUGGAGGAUCCAUGGAGCAUCUGCUGGGGCUCAUCAAGCUGCGGGUGGCGAAGGGCGUCAACCUCGCCUACCGAGACGCCACCGGAAGCGACCCCUACGUCAUCGUCCGUAUGGGAGGCCAGAAAUUGAAGACAAGUGUGAAGAAGAACAAUGUUAAUCCAGUUUGGAACGAAGAUCUGACUCUCACGGUCUCGGAUCCUAUUCAUCCACUUAAGCUUCAAGUUUUCGACAAGGACCUAUUUAGCCGAGAUGAUAAAAUGGGCGAUGCAGAGAUCGAUAUCCAUUCAUUUGUAGAAGCAACAAAGCUGAACUUAUCCAACAUCCCUAAUGGCACCGUGAUCACCACCGUGAGACCCAACCGACACAACUGCCUGGCCGACGAGAGCGCUAUUGUUUGGAGAGAUGGCACAGUGGUACAAGACAUUAUUGUCAGGCUCAAAAAUGUAGAGAGCGGGGAAUUGGAACUGCAGUUGUCAUGGAUCAAUCUAUCGCAAGCUUCAGGCUCGUAAGCUGCUUGAUUCAGAGAAUGAUGGAAUACUUUUGUUUUCCUACCCUAUAGCAUAGGUACAGCAUUUGGAUCAAUUCGAUCAGGCACUCCCUAUCUAUUUUCAUUUUCCAGAGUGAUGAAAUACUUCAGGUUUGUAAGCUUCAGCUGUAGAAGCAAUGUGUGCAGUGGAAAUGCCAAAUAAACUGAGUAUGCUCCUGUAAUAUUUUGUUUUCACCAGAUAAUCAGAGGAUGAGCAGGUUGUGUAUUGAUGUUUCGGAAGAAGAUUGGGAUCUUUUAUGAUUUUCAA
Messenger RNA from Zingiber officinale, 857 nucleotides. Its product is annotated as protein C2-DOMAIN ABA-RELATED 4-like. Lineage: Eukaryota; Viridiplantae; Streptophyta; Magnoliopsida; Zingiberales; Zingiberaceae. The transcript has 3 exons. Bases 75 to 572 code for a protein of 165 amino acids. The record is from RefSeq and is a predicted model, not a curated record.